Phoenix dactylifera (date palm) is the source of this 5685-nucleotide messenger RNA. RefSeq lists its product as uncharacterized. Gene Ontology annotation, cellular component: NuA4 histone acetyltransferase complex. The record is from RefSeq and is a predicted model, not a curated record. NCBI's taxonomy places the organism in Eukaryota, Viridiplantae, Streptophyta, Magnoliopsida, Arecales, Arecaceae. Gene Ontology annotation, biological process: regulation of transcription by RNA polymerase II.
UUUCUCUUUCCUUUUCCGUUCUAAACCCUAGGUCUCGUGAAAUCGGCGAAACCCUAGCUCUCUAGGGUUAAGAAAUUACCCCGAGAAAAUUAGACAAAUCGAAGGAUUCUCCUGCACGAAACCUCCGAUUCGACACGCUAACCAUUUGCCCCAAGAUAUCUUGUGCGGAUCGGUGCGUGAUUUGGAUUCUCUGGAUCAUUUUUAUCCAGGGAUCGAUUUUGGUGCUUCUUGGAAUAACACGCUCGAAAUUUUGCAAUCAGAUCUGAAAUUUCGGUUUCGAUCUGAGCAUCAUGUAUAAUAGAAGAUGAGAUUUGGGGGUUUUGAUUUUUCUUCCUGUGGACCGAGGGGUUGUAGAUGGAAGAUAGCAUUCAGAAGCCUGCUUCAUCCAAUACCUCUAAAAAGUCAAAAUCGUUGCAUCUCCAGAGCAUCUACGCUGAGAAAUCGAGGCAUUCCACUGGAAAAUCUAGAGUUGAGAACUGGAAUUCGAACACAAUCCAGGAAUCUAAGGAUUUAAAGCGGAAACAUCGAUCAUCAUUGGAACAUGGAGCCUCUGUUGCGGUGGAAUCAAGGAAGAAAAGGAGCAGAAGGAAUGUCUCGUUGAGUAAUUUUGUUCCCAUAUCCGAUAGGUGUCAGAAGGAUCUGAAUACCUCGACGCCAAAGUCAAAUGGUUUAGGUGGCGCUUCGCUGAAAGAGAGUGAUCUAAGCGAGCAUUCCACCCCAAGAAAGGAUGAAGACAGUAGAGCUCUGAAUGUGGGUAAUUUGGAGAGCUCAUAUGGUUUAGGUGACACUGUUGCCAUUCUGGAAAGGCCCCAUGGCAUUUUAGGGAAAACAAACUCUUCUGAAAGCUCUACUAGCUUGAAGUGUGCAACCAAUGAUUCUAUUUGUGGUGCCAAUGACCAGACAAGUAAAUUAUCCAUCAAUCUGGAGCCCCCCUCUUAUGUCUCAAUCAACAAGAAGAAAAAGAAAAAAUUCCGUGAACUUGUGGACAAUGGUUCAAUUAGAGACCAUCUUGACUCCAGCAUCAAGGUUAAAAGUGGGAAUGCUGUCCAGAUUACUUUGAGAAAGGCUAGAAGAAGAAAGAGACAGAGCACCAUAAUGGAAAAUAGGACCCUAGUGGAGGCUCAAGCUUGUUUAGUUAAGGAUGAAGCGAAGUUCUAUGAUGAUUUUUUAGAUGAUGAUGAGGAGAACCUCGAACAGAAUGCUGCUAGGAUGCUUUCAUCUCGUUUUGAUCCAAGAUGCACUAGGUUCUUGGGGAAUAAGAUGGCAUCUGUAAAACCAACAAAUGGAUCAUCUUUACUGUUAUCUCACAAGAACUUCAAGGGUGAAGAAUCAGAGAUGGUUUCAGUUGAUGCUUCUAGUAGAGUGUUAAGGCCAAGAAAACACAUUGGUAAAAGUCUUGUUAGGAAGCGUCGGCAUUUCUAUGAAGUCAGCUCUAGCGAUAUGGAUCCCUAUUGGGUUAUAAAGCAGCGAAUCAGGGUCUAUUGGCCUUUGGACAAGACUUGGUAUUUUGGUGUGGUUAAGAAUUAUGAUCCGGUAACUAAGAUGCACCAUGUCAAAUAUGAUGAUCGGGAUGAAGAAUGGAUUGAUCUCCAUAAUGAGAGAUUCAAAUUGUUGCUUUUUCCUAGUGAAGUUGAUGUUAAGCUUAACCCUGAAAAAUUAGGGACAGCUGUGAAGCAAAAAACUGAAGAUGAGGAUAGGAACGAUAUGGAUGAAAACUCUAUGGCAAGCAUUAUGGAGUCGGAGCCCAUUAUCUCAUGGUUGCCUCGAUUAACUCAUGCAGUCAAAUCACCCAAACAUGUUAUCAGAAAGAAGCAACAAAGGAUACAUCUGCCCAUGGAUUGCGGGCCUUCAAUCUCAUUGUUACCUAAUGAGUGCAAAUCUGUGAGCAUGCCUAGUAUGGCCUCUAAUAAAUUAUCGUCUAACAGUACUAUGCCAGAUUGGUCAAUCAAUGAGCACAUUAGUGAAGUGCCACGUGUACUAGGGAGAAGCAUUGGCUCCGACAACAGCAACAUAUCUUUUGUUUAUAUAAGGAAACGCUUUCACAAGAGGGUGAAGGGCUUGGACAAUGCACUAGAUGAUUCUGCUUCCGUAGGUGGGCCCAUUGAUUUGCUUGCUUCUGUUGCUGACAAUGAGUCAGCUUUUGAAGAACUGCAUUAUGCUGCCACAACAAGAGAACUCAAACAAACUACAUGGAACUUGAUCUUCUCACUCCAAGGCAUUCGUUUUCAUGCAUUUGAAACUAAAAUCAUUUCGCUAUCUAAUGCUGAUUUUCUCUUUCAUCAUGGUAUACUGAUGCAUCUAUGGCCAACUGUUCAUAUGGAAAUAGUUAUUGUUGAUAAUGUUCAGGGGUUAAAGAUUUUGACAUUUGAAGGCUGUUUAAGGGGGACAGUUGCUAUUAUUUGUUUGAUCAUGGCCACAAUCCAUCCGCAAGAAACAUGCAACAGGCUGCCGGAGCUGCAAAUUCCGUUCACUUCAGUUGAAUUUAAGCUUUCAGGCCUGCAACAUGAAAGAAAUCAGCUUCUUUUUGUGAUAUAUAGCUUUAUGGAGCUGGAGUGUUCGAAAUGGAAAUUCUUGGAAAAUAAACUUGGACAUCAAUGUAUUUCAAAAAGCAAGCUACCUAUUGCUGACUGCACAUAUGCCAAUGUGAAGAGCCAGUUGACUAUAAGUAACCGCCUACUAUGCCCUUAUGCUUUUGAAGAGCCAGACACAUCUGUGGAUUUCCGAGAAAGAGAUUGCUCAGACAUAAAACAAAGAGGUGUCUUUAGAAAAUCAGCCUGUCUGGCUAUUGACACUGAACUUUGCUAUUCUGAUGACAAGUGCAAGAUGCUUACUUCAGAUGCUCUUUGUUGUUCUGUUAACCCUUCAUUUUUUCUGAACAUGCAUCUCAAGUCUUUGAUGGAUAAAAAUGCAUCUCUCAUCAGCUUACAAAAGCCCAAUUCAACAUCUUCACAUGACUGCCCAGGAAACUAUGGUGGGUUUAUCAGUGGGGGCCACUCCCCUGUUGAGGAUUCGUCUGACCAAGUAUCAGAGGUCACCCUCGAAAAUCUUGGUUCUUCUUCAGGCCAGACUGCUACCAGUUCUGGAUGGUUAAAUUAUGGUCACUCAAAGGUAGAGACUGAUGCUCUCUCUGUAAGCAAUGAUGGUGAUUGGAUGAAAUCCUCUCAGAAACUCUUCAAACAUGAUGUUGAUAUGACUGGGAAUUCUGUAGGUUGCAGUGAUUUGGGGAAGAAUGCAAUUAAUGAGACAGGCAUCCAAUGCCAAAAGUUUCACCGGGGUGCUGAAAAGACAUGUUCUUCAUUGCCCGAAGAUUCUUCUUCUCCAGAUCAGUCUGAUGGUGCGUAUACUUCUUGUUUGAAUGAAAGCAAUGCCCAGACAAUAUUUGCUCAAGUUGAGGAAAAAAUAUAUGGUAGUGGAAGACAAUCAGUUCUGUCUGCAUCCAACUUGGUCUCAGAAAUGAAUGGUGAUAUGACCCACAGCCCAAAUACAACAGCUCAACAAAGCAUAUGGCAUCACAAUCAGCAUAAUUUGAUUUCACCACAAUUUGCUCAUUACUCGAAAUUGUGGCCAGAAGAUUUUGUUCAGAAUGGAUUUGUUAAUAGUACUAGAAAACCUCGAACUCAGGUUUCGUGUUCAUUGCAAGUUGGAAAUUAUGGCUUUGGUUCAAAAAAUCAAGGCCAUCAGAAGAAAGGACAUCUUUUUAAGAAAAUUAAAACUGCAAACAGGAUGCUUAAUGGUUCUGAAGUUCCUCAAGCCUACCUAGAAUCAUUGACUUGUGAUGCAAAUGUCCUGGUUACAGUAGGGGACAGGGCUUGGAGAGAAUGUGGGGCACAGGUUGUCCUUGACUCUGAUGGUCAAAAGGAUUGGUGGAUAGCAGUAAAAUUUUCUGGGGUCACCAAGUAUGUGCACAAGGCAAACCAGUUUCUGCAGCCUGGCACUUCAAAUCGUUAUACUCAUGCUAUGAUGUGGAAAGGAGGAAAUGAUUGGGCUCUGGAGUUCACAAACCGAUGCCAUUGGUCACUUUUUAAGGUGAUGCAUGAAGAAUGCUACAAUCGAAACCUUAGAGCUGCUUCUAUUAAAAACAUUCCUGUACCAGGUGUUUGUCUAAUUGAUGAUGGGGAGGAUGAUGUUGUUGAGGUGCCGGUUAUUCGCAGCUCAAAGUAUCAUCAGCAGAUUGGGACUGAGGUUGAGAUGGCCUUGGAUCCAUCUCAUGUGUUGUAUGACAUGGAUAGUGAUGAUGAGGAGUGGAUUUCAAAAUACAAACUGCAUUUGGAUGGUAAUGGGAGUAGGGCAGCUGAGAUUACUGAUGAUAUGUUUGAGAGGAUAAUGGACGUGUUUGAGAAAAUUGCAUAUGCUAAACAAUGCGACAUCUUCACCGAUGAUGAAUUAGCAGACUUCGUGGUUGAAUUUGGUCCAAUGGACACCCUUAAAGCUGUCUAUGAACACUGGCAUGAAAAGAGGCAGAAGAAGGGUUUGCCCCUGAUUCGGCAAUUUCAGCCUCCAUUGUGGGAGCGUUACGAGCAGCAGUUGAGAGAAUGGGAAUUGGCUAUGAGCAAAAUUCGCAGUUCACUUGGUGGGUGCCAAAAUAAGGCAUGUCAAGUUGAAAAACCUCCCAUGUUUGCUUUCUGCUUGAAGCCACGUAGCCUGGAAGUACCUAACAAAUGCUUGAAGCAGCGAUCACACAAGAAGUUGAUGUUCACCGGUCACCGCUAUUCUUCUACCAGAGAGAAGGAUGGUCUCCGUGCUUCUGGCAGAAAAUUAAAUGAGUUUUCAGUCAGAGGGGAGAAGGCUUUGAUAUCUGAGCCAAACCAUGAGUUGUCUUGUUCUCCUCGGUGGCAUUCAUCUCCAUCUGGUUACUCACCAAGGGACGAUGCGAGGGCUGGAAUUCUAACAAUGAGCAGAGAUGUUCUAGAUAGAAGCCAACACCCGAAACUUCAAAGGACUAAUUCAAAGAAAAACAGAAUGUUGCUGGCUGCAAGGGAUUCUCAGAUGUUGCCAUUUUCCCAUAUAUUUUCAGAUUGUGGAGAACCAAGGAGAAAUGAAGUCAAUCGAUGGAGUGCUGAUGUGCGCGAAUGGCCUGGCAUGAAGCAGUCACAGUUGGAUGAGUUUCAGAAGCAACAAGCUGAUAUGAGAGAGUUUAGGUUGCAUGAUGCAUCAAGUGCAGCUCAACAUGCAUCAAACAUGGCUAAACUCAAGAGGGAAAAAGCUCAGUGGUUGUUGCGCAAGGCUGACCUUGCUCUUCAUAAAGCAACAGUUGCAUUUAUGACCGCAGAAGCGAUAAAAGCAUCUCAGAAAGAUGUGAUUGGUGAUGGUUAGAUGUGUAUCAGUUAUAUCUCAGGCAUGAAGAAAGUGGGAGAAAAAAGCAGGCACACUUUUUGCAUAUUGGUGGCCCAAUGUUUGCAUAGAUUGGUUGAGGCAUUUCUUUCUUGAGAAGAGCUGUUUAGCCAUCCACAAUGGUUUCCAGGCAAACUGGUGUCAUUAGGACCGUGCAAAGCCAGAUAAGUCAAUUUUGAGAAGUUUGAUCAGCUGGUCAAUUUUACCAUUUUGGCUUUCUACUGUAGUAACUCUCCAUUAAGGUGGAGUCUUGUAACUCCAAUCAGGGGAUUGUAUGUAGUUUUUUGGUUGAUACAUAUUGUACAGAAUUUUUUUUUUCUUUAGUUAUAUGUUAUUUCUGCGAAUGUGUGUUGA